AUGGCUAAAAUUAUUGAUAAAUUCCCUACUUAUAACGAUUUUUGGAAUGAAUACCGAAAAAACUUUCUCGAAACUAAAACAGAACCUAUUAUUCUGGCUUCGCAUACAAUUAUUUCCCGUGAUGUUUACUAUUAUUAUCGGGAAAGUAAUUAUUUUGAUAAUGAAAACGCUUUUUACGGACAAUUGUUUAGUAAAAUUAACACUGAUUCUAUUUCUUAUGCUAAAUCACAACAAAUAUUUACUAAUUUAAUUGAACCUUUAAAGAUUAAAGACAAAGAAUUAUUUAUCAUUGAAAAAAAAGUUGAGCAUAGUAAGGUAAACGAAAAAAUUACUGAAAGUCCUCAAACUACUGAUUUUGUUAAUAUUCCCUAUACUCAAGGAGAAACCAUGGAAACUGGUGGAACUUAUGGAAGAGCAACAAUCUUAAAGCAACAAAAAAAAGAAUUAAAAAACUUUACUAAAGAUGUUAUUAAAGGUCGUCGCAUAACUAAUGAAGAUGGCAGUGUUACUUACAAAGAUACUUAUGAUAUUGAAACAAUAAAAGGUGAGAAAACAUGGUUAGGUAGAUUGAUUAAUGCUUUACAGCAUGUUAAAGUAGAACCUAAUGAUGAAAAUUUUUAUUUGGAAUGUAUAACUCGUUAUCGAGCGAGAAAAGAAAAAGAAAAGGCACCAGCAGGAAGUUUAACAGCCUUGGCGCUAGAUAAACAAAAAGAAUUAGCCGACGGAUUAAUUAAAGCUUGA
Ambispora leptoticha is the source of this 741-nucleotide messenger RNA. The record is from the annotation of a GenBank genome assembly. NCBI's taxonomy places the organism in Eukaryota, Fungi, Glomeromycota, Glomeromycetes, Archaeosporales, Ambisporaceae.